GCAGAGGGAGGAAGAGGAGGAGGAGGAGGGGAACAGCUGCCGCAGCAGUGUGCGCGCAGCAUUUUGCAUGAAAAUAGGAAGGAAACCAAAUAGCAAGAGCUUUAAUAAGAGCACUCAGCGCCAUACGAAACUUGCGCGGGGAUGAAGACAUCGGCCGUUCGGACCUCGGGAAUGAAGUGCGCGUUUGCGACUUGACGAGCGGAGGGAUGCACGGAUGCUGGGGGUCUGCAUCCCAGUGACAAAGUUGAGCCAGAGCGGAAAUCAAGUUGAAAGGAAAGAAGACCUCGUUGCGAUUUCAGUGCCUUUGUCCCAUCGGUGAACAGGAAGAAUUGGAUUCACAGGCUUUACGUCCUAAACAGUGCAUCAUUUGGUCCUAAUUGCCAAGUCAGCCCAGAGAGAAUGAGGUGUCGUUGGGUGAAGCAUGAGCUGUCAGAGAAUCAGUCAUAAGCGGCUGUCUCUGCUAUGGACCAGCGCGGCCCUCGGCCUCUGGCUCUGCUGCUGCUGCCGGACCUCACGGGCGGCCGUCACCGCGAGCGCGGCCGCCGGAGCCGCCUGGCCGGCCGGCGGCUCCUUCGGUGGCUCGCUUGCAUGGCUUCUGUCGGAUAAAGGAGCUUUCCUGCAGUCGUUGGAGUUCACGGAGGCUGCAGAGAGGCACCAGCAGGGCUUUAGCACCAGAUACAAGAUCUACAGGGAGUUUGGUCGAUGGAAGGUCAACAGCCUGGCGGUGGAGAAGCGAGACCGUCUCGGUGGCAGUCGCGGUCUGGAUCUGCCCCUCGACCCCGAAUUCGUGCACACCGUCCGCCAGCUGGGAAGGCGGCCGACCCUGCGCACAAUUACCGAGAGUCUAAUCAGAAAAUAUGGCACCCACCUCCUCCUCUCUGCCACACUGGGAGGGGAAGAGUCCUUAACCAUAUUUGUGGACAAAAGGAAGCUGGGUCAGGAAUCUUCGGUGGCGGGGACCGAGGGCAGUAAAAGCAACAACACGACCGGCGCAAUUACGCUGGAGGCGCUCCACCAGCUGGCAGCUUCCUACUUCACCGACCGGGAGAGUACCCUGCGCAGGCUGCACCACCUCCAGAUCGCCUCGACUGCCAUACGGGUAACUGAAACCAGAACUGGGCCACUUGGUUGCAGCAACUAUGACAAUCUGGACACUGUCAGCUCUGUUCUCGUUCACAGUCCGGAGAACAAAGUCCAGCUACAAGGGCUGCAGGUCGUCCUCCCGAGCUACUUGCAGAGCCGCUUCAUUCAGGCGGCUCUCAACUACAUUGGCUGUAAAUCCGAGGGUCAUUUUAUGUGCCAAAACGGCGAAUGCUGGUGUGAGUGUAGCGUGGAAUUUCCACAGUGUAACUGUCCUCACGCUGACCUGGACACUCUGGAAAACAACCUCGUGCGCAUCAGAGACGCCUGGAGGCGGACCAACGACGAGUUUGAGGCAUCCGUGGAAUUCCAAAGCUUCGUCGGAAAGCUGCCAACACAUUACGCCGUCAACACAUCUGUUGUGGAACACUUGUGGAGGACAGAUGCCAGCCUCCUCCAGCGCUACAGGCAACUGGAGACCAGCAGCCAGCAGCUCUUCACCAAAGCUCGCCGCGCCGUCAACAAGCUCUUUAGCCUCAGCAAGAGGUGCCGUAAACAGCCCAAAAUCGUCCUCCAGAGGCCGAGGUCUCUGCACUUCUGGUUGAGCUACACGCUCUCCAUCUUGUACUGCAGUGAGAACAACCAGGCGGGCGUCUACAACGAUGAGAGUCUCAGAUGUUCCUGCCCCUACAGUCAGCCGCCUUGCCAAGGCCUCAUCCCGUGCUCCAUGGGUGACGGAGCUCGCUGUUCAUCUUGCUCCACUGAGAAUCGCACACGAUGCUCCAGCUGCAAUCCCGGCUUCACCCUCAACCAGGGAGCCUGCAGACACGCGGUGCCCGACCCGACCGACCCUUACCUGGGUUUGGAGAGCGACCGAGACUUCCACGAUACGGAGCUUCGCUACUUUCUUCGGCGACGCGACCCGCGCAUCGCUCUGCAUGCAGUGUUUGUAAGCAACGACGUGCGGAUCAACAAUUGGUUCGACCCGUCGUGGAGGAAGCGAAUGCUACUGACCCUGAAGAGCAACCGGGUGAAAUCCAAUCGAGUUCACAUGCUCCUUGGACUGGCCUUGCAGUUUUGCCUCACCAGGAACAGCACGCUUGAGCCGGCUUUUUCGCUCUUUGUGAACCCUUUCGGAGGCAGCCAUUCAGAGAGCUGGACAAUGCCUAUAGGCCAACACGGCUACCCCGACUGGGAGCGGACCAAAUUGGACAUUCCCUUGGACUGCUAUAACUGGACGUUGUCUCUUGGAAACAGAUGGAAGAGCUUUUUUGAGACGGUGCAUUUUUACUUGAGGAGUCGAAUCAAGGAGGGUAUGUCAAUCGGAUCCAAGAACACUUCAGUGGACUAUGAGCCUCUGGAGGCGACAGAGCCACCCAACAACGUAGGUUAUAUGAAAGUGAACAGCAUGCAGCUGUUUGGAUACAGCACGCAUUUUGACCCUGAGGCAAUCCAAGACUUGAUUCUGCAGAUAGACUACCCGUACACUCAGGGAUCACAGGACUCAGCUCUGUUGCAGCUGGUGGAGCUGCGCUACAGGGUAAACCGCCUCUCGCCUCCAGGGGCCCCCCACGUGGAUCUUUUUGCCUGUCUGCUCCGCCACAGACUUAAACUUUCCAGUGCAGACGUGACCAGGAUCCUCACUGCCCUGCAGGCUUUCAGUGCCAGACAACCAAACUACAUGGAGUACGAAGCGACUAAACUAUGUAGCUGAAGGUUCCCCUUUUUGGUUUUAUACUUUCUUGCCGCAUACAGGCUUGCAUCCUCUUUCAGCUGGAUCCAUUUGUUGUCAAGUGAAUGGUACAUUGUUCAAGGCUUUGUUGUACAUACAUAAACUGUGUGCAAAU
Messenger RNA from Phycodurus eques (leafy seadragon), 2927 nucleotides. RefSeq names its product BMP/retinoic acid-inducible neural-specific protein 3-like. The record is from RefSeq and is a predicted model, not a curated record. Gene Ontology annotation, biological process: negative regulation of mitotic cell cycle; positive regulation of neuron differentiation. Bases 422 to 2794 code for a protein of 790 amino acids. The transcript has 8 exons. NCBI's taxonomy places the organism in Eukaryota, Metazoa, Chordata, Actinopteri, Syngnathiformes, Syngnathidae.